Salvia splendens (bonfire salvia) is the source of this 1835-nucleotide messenger RNA. RefSeq names its product IQ domain-containing protein IQM6. The transcript is spliced from 9 exons. Bases 253 to 1827 code for a protein of 524 amino acids. NCBI's taxonomy places the organism in Eukaryota, Viridiplantae, Streptophyta, Magnoliopsida, Lamiales, Lamiaceae. The record is from RefSeq and is a predicted model, not a curated record.
UUUGAGAGAGAGACACACAAGCAGAGGAAAAUCUAUGUUUCUGUUUCACUAUUUUAAGAAACUGUCAGAUUAACAUUAUUACUACAAAUACAUUAUCAGGAGGUCCUCUCUCCGUUUGGUUUUCAGCUUCUAUCUCAUUGAAUCCGUACAUCAUUUAUCUGUAUCAAUCACAUUACGUUUCUGUUCAAGAUUCUUGCAUUAAUCGGAGUCUGCUCUACGAUACAUAUAUAUAUCCCGUUGGUUCUGAGAGGAAUGGGAGUGACUUUUUCAUGCCAAUUUGCCGAUUUUGAUGAUUUGGAUGCUCAGUUAGAGUGUGUCUUAUUUAGCGGCAAGGUUAUCCUGGAUGCAAAAGCUAUUGAAUUUGAGACCAUUGAUUGUGGAAAGGUGAUCCUUGAGGGGUCUCUUAGCAUUGGAGGAAGGGACUUGGACCCUGUAGUCUCUCCAGAGGAGCAUAUGAUGCCUCAAGCUCUGCCCAAAUCUGAUGAUCUUAGACAUGAAGCAGCCUUAAGGUUGCAGAAGACGUACAAAAGUUUUAGGACUCGAAGGCAGCUUGCUGACUGUGCAGUCAUAGCCGAGCAGAGAUGGUGGAAGCUGUUAGAUUUUGCUGAGCUCAAACGUACUUCUGUGUCCUUCUUUGAUAUUGAGAAACCAGAAACCGCUGUUCAGCGUUGGUCUAGAGCAACGACCAGAGCUGCAAAGGUAGGGAAAGGUCUGUCAAAGGAUGAGAAGGCGCGUAAACUUGCCUUGCAGCAUUGGCUCGAGGCUAUUGACCCUAGACAUCGAUAUGGUCACAACCUGCAAUUCUAUUACAUUCGUUGGCUCCAAUGUGAGAGCAGGCAGCCCUUCUUUUACUGGCUAGAUGUUGGAGAAGGUUGGAAUGUGAAUCUAGAGAGAUGCCCUAGAUCGAAACUUCAACAGCAAUGCAUAAAGUAUCUUGGGCCGGCAGAGAGAAGCGCGUACGAAGUGAUGAUAUCAGAUGGGAAGUUUGUGUACAAGGAGAGCGGGAAGCUUCUAGACACCAAGGAAGCAGGGGAAGAUGUGAAAUGGAUCUUUGUUCUAAGCGCGUUGAAGGUGCUAUACGUGGGGAAGAAGAGAAAAGGCGGGUUUCAACAUUCCAGUUUCUUGGCUGGUGGAGCUACACUAUCAGCUGGACGUUUGGUUGUACAAAAUGGUAUCCUCAAGGCGGUUUGGCCUUACAGUGGACACUAUCUCCCAACAGCAGAAAAUUUUGAGGCACUAAUGACAUUUCUUUUAGUACACAAUGUUGAUCUCAGUGGUGUGCAGAAAGCUCCAGAUAAUGAAGAGGAAGCAGCUGGUAUUCCGCUUCGUAGAAUCAAAUCGGUACCUGCAGAGGUGGGGAAGCAGGAUGCCGAGAAUAUGCAUAUAUCAAAGUGGUCCCGGAGACUACAGUCCAAAAUCAGUCUGCUUAAUAUUCCGGCAAGGACAGAGGAAUUCUUCUCUCCAAGAUAUGUGGAGAGCCCGACGGAUGGAUACGAGACAGCAGAUGACUCUCUAUCAGAGUCAGAGUCAGACUCAGACUCAGAUACGGAGUUCCUGAUCUCAAAGGAGAAUCUGUUCGAGGAGGAAAAAGAGGAAGAGAAGGCGGUCUCAGAAGAGAAGAUAAUGAAGAGAAUAAACUCACAUAAAGGGAUAAGAUCAUAUGAACUGGCACAGAGCCUGUGCUGCAAAUGGACAACGGGAGCGGGUCCUCGGAUAGGAUGCGUGAGGGAUUAUCCGGUGGAGCUGCAGCUGCGUGCGCUCCAGGAGGUCUGCUUCUCUCCCCCUCCCAGACACACUCUCCCUCGCAUAACCACUCCACCAACCUAAAGCUUUAA